This is a messenger RNA of Jaculus jaculus (lesser Egyptian jerboa), 402 nucleotides long. Its product is annotated as NTF2-related export protein 1-like. The record is from RefSeq and is a predicted model, not a curated record. NCBI's taxonomy places the organism in Eukaryota, Metazoa, Chordata, Mammalia, Rodentia, Dipodidae. Gene Ontology annotation, cellular component: nuclear pore central transport channel. The coding region runs from base 1 to 402 and encodes 133 amino acids. Gene Ontology annotation, biological process: protein import into nucleus. The transcript has a single exon.
AUGGCAUCCAUGGACUUCAAGACCUAUGUGGAUCAGGCCUGCAGAGCUGCUGAGGAGUUCGUCAACAUCUACUACACUACAAUGGACAAGCAGUGGCAGCUGUUGUCCCACCUGUACAUGGGCACGGCCACUCUGAAAUGGAAUGGAAACACUGUUUCAGGACAAGAAUCCUUUGGUGAGUUUUUUGAGAUGUUGCCUUCAAGUGAAUUCCAAAUCUACAUGGUUGACUGCCAGCCUGUUCAUGACUCAGCCAUGCCAAACCAGACCACAGUCCUUGUGGCGAUCUGUGGAACUGUGAAGUGUGAGGGCAACAAGCAAUGGGACUUUAACCAGAACUUCAUCCUGACCACCCAGGCCUUACCCAGCAACACAGUGUGGAAGAUAGCAAGUGACUGCUUCUAG